Messenger RNA from Arabidopsis thaliana (thale cress), 1148 nucleotides. Its product is annotated as O-acyltransferase WSD1-like protein. The coding region runs from base 326 to 973 and encodes 215 amino acids. The transcript has 6 exons. Gene Ontology annotation, molecular function: acyltransferase activity, transferring groups other than amino-acyl groups. Lineage: Eukaryota; Viridiplantae; Streptophyta; Magnoliopsida; Brassicales; Brassicaceae. Gene Ontology annotation, biological process: glycerolipid biosynthetic process. The record is from RefSeq and is marked reviewed.
UUAUGUCACUUCUACUCGCUUGUGCGAGGAAAACAUCUGACCCCAACGCUCUGCCUACUAUCGCUCUUCCUACUAAAGCAUCCGCAACAAAAACACGUAUUGAUUCUUUUUGGUCUAUGAUGAGGUUUAUCUUCAUUAAUUUUGUUUAAAUGUUAAAGUUUAUUCUCACACUAUGUUUCCUGCGAGACACCAAACAUCCUCUUUCGAGUGAACCUAUGGGUGGAAUUCAACCUAGGAAACUGAUUCAUAGAAUAAUAAGCCUUGAUGAUGUCAAGUUGGUGAAGAACACAAUGCAAAUGAAGGUCAAUGAUGUAUUCUUCUUGGAAUGACACAGGCAGGUCUCUCAUAUAUGAGUAGAAAAUAUGCAGAUGAACAUACAAUGGGCGUCGAUACGAAAAAAUCCUUAGAAAUAAUUCAUCUUCGUGGUACCGUAGCUGUUAACUUAAGACCAUAUACAAAGAUCGAGGAUCUGGCUGAUAUGAUGACGAAAGGUGCAAAAUAUGCAUGGGGAAACUUUGUAGGUGUUGUUAUAUUUCCUUUAUGGGUAAGAUCAGAAGCUGAUCCAUUGGAAUACGUCCGACGAGCCAGAGCUACUAUCGAUAGAAAAAUACUUUCCCUAGAAGCGUUUAACUUUUACGGAGUUAUCAAAUUCACCAUGAAUUUUUUUGGAGAAAAGGUAGUACAAGCUGUUUCAAAGAGGUUAUAUGAUCAUACAACAUUGACAUAUUCAAGUGUGAUGGGUCCAAACGAAGAUAUAAGUAUUUUUGACCAUCCAAUAUCGUAUGUCGCAGCAAGUGCAUUAACAGGAUCACAAGUAUUCAAUAUCCAUAUCGUGAGCUACGUGAACAAGAUUAUCAUCAGUUUAGCUGUCGAUGCAACUGUGAAUCCAGAUCCUCAUCGACUAUGUGAUGAUAUGGUAGAAUCGCUUAAUAUCAUCAAAUCUGCUGCGUUGGAGAGAGGAUGCCAUAAUUAAAGGCUCGAGGCUAGCUAGUAUCAUCUGAUGUACUCGAGCAUAGCUAAUUCAAUAUCUAAAAUGAAGUUUUAUGUUAGAACAGAAAAUUUCAAUUUUGGUGAAGUGUUGUAUUCUCUUAGUUUGGUUUGAUGCAAAAUGAAGUUGUUUUACUAAUCAAUCGAUUUUAUUGAUGCUU